Molecule: messenger RNA, 1020 nt
Organism: Mesorhabditis spiculigera
Lineage: Eukaryota; Metazoa; Nematoda; Chromadorea; Rhabditida; Rhabditidae
Source: the annotation of a GenBank genome assembly
AUGCAAACUACGCGCCAGGAAAACUGGGCAUCAUCAGCCCUCGGAUGGGCCAUCUGCACGCUCGUCUUCUGCGUGGCUGCUCUCGGGGGGUGUGGCAAGAAAAAGAAGAAGGUGGUCGCCGUCACGCCAAAACCUGCGCCAGCCCCACCCAAGCCAGCCCCAGCCCCAAGACAGAUACGAAAAGUCUAUGAGUACUACCCCGGCGCUAUGUGGGAAGAACCAGUUGAGUUGAGAGAGCUGAAAUACUAUGUGGAUCCGGUGCUUCUUGAAAGAAUUUCGCCGCCGCCGACGAUAGAGAAGACCCAGGAGAGUGAGAAGCGGAAAGCGGAAAGCGAGAAAAAGGAGAAGGAGCAGGAGAAAAAGGAGAUGAGUGAGAAAAAGAAGGAUGAUCCGGAGCAGAAAAGCCACAAGGAAAAGAAGGAGGACGAAGAGAAGAAGAGCGAGAAGAAGCCGAAGGAGCAGGAGGAGAAGGAGGGUCCAAAAGAGGAGGAGGAUGAAAAGAAGAAGGAGAGCGAGAAAAAGAGUGCGAAGAAAGAUGAAGAAAAGAAGGAGAGCGAGAAGAAAGACGAGGAAAAGAAGAAGUCGAAGGGAGAUGAGAAGAAGGAGACCGAAAAAGAGAAGGAGAAGAGCACGAAGAAUGAGAAGAAGAGUGAGAAGAAGGUGGCUGCGGAGAAGAAGGAAGCCAGCAAGAAGGAGAAGAAAGACGAGGAAAAGAAGGAGAGCGAGAAGGAGAAAGCUGACGUGAAAGAAGAAAAGAAAGAAGAGCCAAAACCCGACGACAAAAAAGACGAGAAGCUGAAGGCAGAGCCUAAAGCGGAAGACGUGAAGAAAGAAGACGAGAAGAAGGAGAGAGAAAAGAAGGAGGAGACGGAGAAGAAAGAUGGGGAAAAGAAGGAGGGAGAAGAGAAAAAGGAGGAGGCUGAGAAGAAAGAGGAGGAAAAGAAGGAGGAGCCGAAAGUUGAGGAGAACAAGGAGCAAGAGAAGAAGCCCGAGGCUGCCGAGGCUCCGCCCCCAUCGGCU